AAUUUUCUUUCUUCUUUUUCUAAGCUCAACGCUGCGGGAUAUUACUUCUGUCCUAUUCAGAGAGCCAAGUGGGGAUUUCAUUUCAUUUCAUUUCAGUCAACUGGGAUUUUGAUAUAAAAACCCCGAACCAAAUCCAAGUGAGCCAGGCUCAUCAUAUUCAUUCAUUUCAUUUCAAAAGGUUGAAAACGUUGUUUCUGUGUGUUGUACCAUCAGAAUCUCAGAGAAAUUGGUGAAGUUUCAGAAGCAGCUCCUUUCUGUUUGGAAAUGGCAGGUGGGUCUUUUGCUCCAGCCGGCGUGGCCAAGGAGAGAGCAGAGCAGUACCAAGGCAAGCUCACCGCUUAUGUUAUCGUUGCCUGCAUUGUUGCUGCCGUUGGCGGCUCACUUUUCGGUUAUGAUAUCGGAAUUUCAGGUGGGGUUACCUCAAUGGAUGGAUUUCUUCAUAAAUUCUUCAAAACGGUGUACAAACAAAAAAUGCUUGCACAUGAAAACAACUACUGCAAGUACGACAACCAAGGUCUUGCAGCAUUCACCUCUUCUCUGUACCUCGCCGGUUUAGUUGCAUCUUUGGUGGCUUCUCCAGUUACAAGAAACUAUGGACGGCGCGGAAGUAUAAUCUGUGGUGGAAUCAGUUUCCUUGUUGGAGCUACUCUAAAUGCUGCAGCUGCCAAUUUGGCCAUGCUUCUCUUGGGUCGGAUCAUGCUUGGUGUUGGUAUUGGAUUUGGAAAUCAGGCUAUUCCACUAUAUCUAUCAGAGAUGGCGCCAACUCAUCUUCGAGGAGGCUUAAACAUGAUGUUUCAGUUGGCAACUACGCUAGGAAUCUUCAUAGCAAACAUGGUAAACUAUGGAACACAAAAGCUCGAACCAUGGGGUUGGAGGCUCUCUCUAGGCCUGGCUAUAGUACCUGCUACAGUAAUGACGGUGGGAGGAAUAUUUCUUCCUGAGACACCAAAUAGCUUAAUUGAACGAGGAAGUAAAGAAGAAGGACGAAAACUUCUGGAGAGAAUCAGAGGAACCGAAAAUGUCAGUGCAGAGUUUCAGGACAUGUUAGAUGCAAGUGAGUUUGCUAGUGCAAUAAAGCACCCUUUCAGGAACAUCCUGGAGAGAAGGAACAGGCCUCAACUGGUUAUGGCAAUCUUCAUGCCAACAUUCCAGAUCCUCACAGGCAUAAAUUCAAUUCUCUUCUAUGCUCCAGUGUUGUUUCAAAGUAUGGGGUUUGGGGGAAAUGCUGCUCUCUACUCCUCGGCUUUAACUGGAGCAGUUCUUGUUUCAUCUACACUGAUAUCUAUUGCAAUAGUUGACAAGCUCGGUCGAAGAGUUUUGCUCAUUAGUGGUGGAAUAAUAAUGAUUUUAUGCCAGGUCAUAGUCGCCAUAAUCCUGGGGGUCAAGUUAGGUGAGAAUCAAGAGCUAUCAAAAGGAUUCUCAGUAUUGGUGGUGGCAGUGAUCUGCCUCUUUGUGGUAGCUUUCGGAUGGUCAUGGGGUCCGCUCGGCUGGACAGUGCCAAGCGAGAUAUUCCCACUGGAAACCCGAUCAGCCGGACAAAGCGUUACAGUGGCUGUGAACCUUCUGUUCACCUUCAUCAUAGCACAGUCUUUUCUUGCCCUCCUAUGUGCGUUAAAAUUCGGGAUCUUUCUCUUCUUUGCUGGGUGGAUUACUGUGAUGACGGUGUUCGUUUACGUGUUCCUGCCUGAAACCAAGGGAAUUCCUAUUGAAGAGAUGAUACUGAUGUGGAGAAAGCACUGGUUCUGGAAGAGGAUAGUGCCUGAAUAUCCUGAAGUUGAUAGCUCUAUUAGUCGUAGGCCAAACAACUCCACAGUGUGACAUGUUUUAGAGUCUAGUGGAUAUAAACGAAGUAAGCACAUGACCACCCUUACAAUUAAGUCAGCAGCAAUAUCAAAUCAAUAUCUAUGCUUUUAUUUAAAUGAUCUCAGGAUUCUCAGCCCCAGAGCAAUCUCUUGUGUUGACUGCAGCAUGCAAGCAAGAAAGCAAUCCUUCAAAAAUAAUAACGUCCAUUUCUUAUUA
Molecule: messenger RNA, 2019 nt
Organism: Prunus mume (Japanese apricot)
Lineage: Eukaryota; Viridiplantae; Streptophyta; Magnoliopsida; Rosales; Rosaceae
Gene: STP7
Product: sugar transporter protein 7
Biological process (GO): monosaccharide transmembrane transport
Cellular component (GO): membrane
Molecular function (GO): monosaccharide transmembrane transporter activity
Source: RefSeq, a predicted model, not a curated record